This is a messenger RNA of Kockovaella imperatae, 1215 nucleotides long. RefSeq lists its product as hypothetical. Bases 86 to 931 code for a protein of 281 amino acids. NCBI's taxonomy places the organism in Eukaryota, Fungi, Basidiomycota, Tremellomycetes, Tremellales, Cuniculitremaceae. The record is from RefSeq and is a predicted model, not a curated record. The transcript has 6 exons.
AUUCCGUCGAAGAUAUAUAAGUUGUCUCAACAAUGUGCUUUGAUGGAAGUCAUCCUAGACUUGGCUCUAUCCCGCGUGCUCUACAAUGCGGUUCUCACUACUGCCUCUCUUGACCCUCUUGCUCUUUCCGGCACAACUCGCGGCAUUCUCAGUCAGAGGUGGCCAUUUGUCUGACAAGGGCUUGUCCAGUAUUGACCAACCCUUCACUCCUACCGAGCGAGGUUGUACUACCAAUGCCGAGUGUUUGCAGCGAGGACUACCAAUCCUCAAACCUUCGCCUCGAAGGACCGCUCGAAGAUCUGGGAUGUCCAGUCAAGUGAUCAACACCCCCGUCCUUGUGUAUCCAGCCGGCCAGGGCGGACCUAAUCCGACUCGAAGAAAACGAUAUCUUGGAGAGGCAGGGGAGAAGAGAGAUACUCUUCCUGCCGGCGCUUUUGGCUGGCUUGAGGAUACUGUACAGAACGACGGUCAAUAUGACUUCUCUACUCCGGACGUGAGCGGGGCAGUAACGUUCUCCAUCGAUAUCACUACCAGUCAGCCCCAAAGUAUCUUGAGGUCAGACUUUACGCGGACGCCAUACUUAUGCGCGGGCUUGACUGGUACCGGCCUCGGUUCGACUUAUGACGUGGCUUCUAUUACGCAAUGCGCGAGUCCAGGGACAGUUGGGGAAGCACCCAGUACCAAUGUGAAUUGCAAUGGCGACUCUACAGCCGAAGCUUUCGUCUGGGUUCUGAACACAUCGACUGGUCAACUCUCCAUACAGUGGUACAAUUCCGGAGCAAGCGAUCCGAUAGAUGCUUAUCCCAUUGGAAUCGAGGAGUCUGGCGGGAUCAUUUAUAUUGCUGGACUGAUCGCUGGCUCAUUGAGCGACUACAAUGCAGACACUGGCGGCUCAUUCGACGCCUACGAAUUCUAUAUACAGCUUUCUUAAACUGUAGCAUUCGCGCCAUCCUCCACCCUUCAUCGGCUUUCGAGCGUCUGCGCAUCAAGCACAAGAUCUAUUUUGGCGGGGUCUAUGAUUCUCCAUUUCGGGUAUCAUCACAGUAUUUUCACUACAUACUUUCUCUCACUCCUUUAAUUUGCAUGUGGUGCUCUGAUCCAUGCGGGCGGCGCGGAAGGUCACCGUCUCAAGGUCGUAAGACAUUGGAGGACGAUCCUCUUCAGUUCUCGCGAAGCAUCGGUCUUUCUGCUCAAAAUUUCUGCUCUUGUGCUAUC